AUGUCCCAACCGGUCCCGAGAGCAGAGCAAAAGGCGGUUGUAGCUGCCGCUGCAGCUCAACAAAGCGAUAAUAUCGCUCAUGCGCUCGCCGGCGCCGGAGGUGGCAUUUUGUCCAUGGUCUUAACCUACCCUCUCAUUACCCUGUCCACCCGCGCCCAAGUAGAAUCCAAGCGCGCGCAAUCCUCCACCCUCGAUGCCAUCCGCCACAUAAUCGCACGCGAGGGGUUCCGGGGUCUAUAUGCCGGUCUCGAAUCCGCCCUCUUCGGCAUCUCCGUCACCAACUUCGUCUACUACUACUGGUACGAGUGGACGCGCUCCGCCUUCGAGAAGGCGGCCGUCAAAGCCGGCCGGGCGUCCAAGAAGCUCACCACGGCCGAAGCGAUGAUUGCCGGCGCCAUUGCAGGGAGUGCGACGGUGUUGCUCACCAAUCCGAUCUGGGUGGUGAAUACGCGGAUGACGGCGGGGAAGUCCGGGGACGAAAAGGAUGGGCUUCCAGGGGGGGUUGGGGAUGGGAAGUCGAGGUCGAGGUCGAAAUCGACGCUGGCGACGCUGAUGGAGCUCCUGCGCAAGGAAGGGCCAGCGGCGCUAUUCGCGGGCGUCCUCCCUGCGCUUAUCCUGGUGAUCAACCCGAUCCUGCAAUAUACGUUCUUCGAGCAGUUGAAGAAUGUCCUCGAGCGGCGGAGGCGGCGGAUCACGCCCACCGAUGCGUUCUACCUAGGCGCCCUAGGCAAGUUGCUUGCGACGACCAUUACGUAUCCGUAUAUCACGGUGAAGAGCCGGAUGCAUGUUGCAGGGAAGGAGGAGAAGGAGGGCCAGAAGGCUAGUUUGAAUGAGAGUAUGAUGCGUAUCGUGAGGGAGGAAGGGUGGAGUGGGCUGUAUAAUGGCAUUGGACCCAAAGUCAGUCAGAGCGUUCUCACCGCCGCGUUCCUAUUCGCUUUCAAGGAUGUUCUAUAUGAUAGCAUGGUCUCCCUUCGCCGACGGAGCUUGCGGAAAUGA
Messenger RNA from Histoplasma capsulatum G186AR, 996 nucleotides. Its product is annotated as peroxisomal membrane protein PMP47A. The transcript is spliced from 3 exons. The coding region runs from base 1 to 996 and encodes 331 amino acids. Gene Ontology annotation, molecular function: NAD transmembrane transporter activity; ATP transmembrane transporter activity; coenzyme A transmembrane transporter activity. NCBI's taxonomy places the organism in Eukaryota, Fungi, Ascomycota, Eurotiomycetes, Onygenales, Ajellomycetaceae. Gene Ontology annotation, cellular component: peroxisomal membrane. The record is from RefSeq and is a predicted model, not a curated record.